UCGAAGAGAGAGACCUGAAAAGGUUUAGGUCAACGCAGGAGACAACAAGCAACUUUGACGCCAGGUCACAUAUAUUUUAUAUGUAAUUUUAUACUUUGGAUUUUAAGACAGACCUGGAUGUCUACAAGUUAUUUGGCGCACUUUAACCUCGAACUUGGUGCAUUUUAAGCCAACUCCAGAAGGCUAUGAACUUCGGUCUCAAAUAGAAGCACUAGCCAAACGAACUUAUUUCAAGGACAUCAGGAAGUGUGCGUUCUCUUCUACCGCGCGCUGCUCCGUGUGAUGGAAGUUCAUGAAUUUUGUGGGACUAUUUCAUUAUGCGCUCUUUUCUCGCGUCCGUUUGUGAUGUGAUAGCGGCGGACACCGGAGACAGCUCGGGAACUACCUGACCUCUUUAUACCGGAAAACAAGACAGCAGCUAAUGACACAGACCUCGCUUUUGUCGCCAUCGCUGAUCUGGCAGUAUUAACAGGGUUGUGAGGUUUUUAAAUGCACGCUAAAUUUACAUAUUCCUUUUAUUAUUUUGACGCAUACACUUGUUACGCAUGAUUCCCUGAAGUUCGAAUGAUUUUUUUUUUGUGGCCGGUAUUAGUAUGAUGACGGAUUUACAGGAUCUCUUUUAUAAAAGGGUCUGAUUGAACUGAAGCUUAUGUUGUUUCCUUUUCUGCUGGAAGCCGCGUCCUGAAAGAGUGGUGAUACAGACGGUUGGAUACAGCCAGCAGUCAGACCCGGCCAAUAUGGCUAAUGCCCGACUGCACGUCCUCCAGGAAUCGCAAUGCCACACUCCAUUUUAAAGGAGCAUAUCCCAGCGCUCUCCGCCCCUAAUGCCCGGUCUUUCACCGCUUCAGUGUGGCUCCGCGUCCCGGUCGCACGUCUAGGAUGAGCACGGAUCUAGAGCGUAUGUCGCUCAACUCCUCCUCGGCCAACUCGCUGGCCUCGAGCGCCCGCACACUGUCCGCCAACGUAAAGAAGCUGCACAACGCGCUCAACCUGCUGCUUAACGACUUCGAGCGCGAGCAGUUCAUCCACUGCCUCAAUGUCUACCACUCCAAGCGGAAUGUCUACGAUCUGGUUCAAACCCUCAAAGUCAUUCUCAACGCGCCGAGCAAACGCCAACUCUUGCCCAUGCUUCGUCUGGUCAUACCUCGGUCCGACCAGCUGUUGUUUGACCAGUAUACCUCCGAGGGUCUCUACUUAAAAUCGGAUUUAGCUGCCAGUAAUGGGAGCCAGGAAACAGACGGAGACCUACACAGUGGGAGUCCCGUUCCCGGCGGGCCGUUUCCGCCCAAUCCCCCGGAGUCUCAAGUUGCGCUCCGCGGGUCUCCUGAUAGUUUCAGCACCAGCAGUGACGGGACAGCUCCGCUUGUCCCGUUGCUCGGGAGAGACUUUCUGCACGAGCCUCCCGGUGAGCUCCGGCAGGUUACCAUGAAACGCCACAAAAGCAACGAGGGCUUGGGUUUCAGUAUCCGCGGGGGCUCCGAGCAUGGGGUCGGGAUAUAUGUGUCCCUCGUGGAGCCUGGGUCACUGGCAGAGAAGGAAGGACUGAGGAUUGGGGAUCAAAUCAUGAAAGUCAACGACAAAGUGUUCGACAAAGUCACACAUGCCGAAGCAGUAAAGGUGUGUUUGUGUGUUUGUGUGUCUUUCUACGUGUAUAUAUGAACGUGAACGUUCCCACACUGUGUGUGUAUGUGUCUGCGCAUGGUCAGCUCCUGAC
Osmerus eperlanus (European smelt) is the source of this 1714-nucleotide messenger RNA. Its product is annotated as whirlin-like. Gene Ontology annotation, biological process: auditory receptor cell stereocilium organization; sensory perception of sound. Bases 880 to 1659 code for a protein of 259 amino acids. Lineage: Eukaryota; Metazoa; Chordata; Actinopteri; Osmeriformes; Osmeridae. The record is from RefSeq and is a predicted model, not a curated record. The transcript has a single exon. Gene Ontology annotation, cellular component: stereocilia ankle link complex; plasma membrane; cilium. Gene Ontology annotation, molecular function: protein binding.